CUUCCAACGGUGCAGCAUGGGGUGAUGUGGCAGAUUGUCCUGGCCCUAUGUGUUCUAAGAGGUGCUGCUCAGAGCCUCAAUGAGAACACGGGGCUGUUAGCUGAGUACUUCACGCCCUUUGAUCCAGCACAAAGUUGUGAUCCGGCGAAUGGUUCCACGCAGGUGCUCCGGACUCUUCUACCCAACCUCCAGCACAGGAUAGAGAGGAUCGAUUUUGGCAGCCGUGAUGCCUUUGGACUUGACCGCUGUGCCUGGGAGAUGGAUCUACUGGGUGAAAGGCUGGUCUACAGUUGCAGGGGUCAAGAGGAGCUGAGGAAGAAUUUUGCAGCACGCUAUACGGGCUAUUUCUACGUCUUUCUGGAAGGUGAUUAUACCUUCCAGUUGGACGCUGGUGACGGAGUGCGCAUGAUCUUGGGUCACGACGCCUGUCCGGGCAAAAGCUGCGCGACAAGGUUUGAUGUUGAGAAUUGGGCCAUGCAGGACAUGCGGAAAAACCGCGUGGAUGAUGGAUCUUAUGGCAAUCAGUGCGACGAGUGUGCGCAAGGCAUCUACGACAACUGCAAGGUCACAGAUUGGGGUUGCGAACCCUUCAGCAUGUGGCACUUAGAAGGUGACGGUGGUUUAUCUGGCACCUGUGUUAGCGAGCCAGUGGUACUGACAAGUACCAGGUACCUCACAGCUGGUUUGCAUCCGAUGCGUAUUGAGUAUUUCCAGCGCGGCGGCGAUGCGCACCUCUACUUCAAGUAUUCUGGACCUGACACCAAAGAUCUGUUGAUCACAGUUCCUCCCACUAAAUUGGGCUUCCCGCGAUCGCAGACCAUGAUCAAGGAGGUCUUUGAUGUGUCCGAGGACAAUCCAGAUGCCUUGCCUCCUGCCAGUUAUUUGGGCGACUUUGCCCGAGCUUAUCCUAACGCCAAGCUGCUCUACCGUGCGGAUGACCCUUUUCAAAACACAGGGCCCGGAGAGGGCCAGUUCAGUGUUGACACGGAAGCGAUGAACCAUCCAGUCUAUAUACGUUGGCAAGGCUUUUUUCUGAUUGCCAAUGGUGGUGAGUACCUCUUUCGCAUCGACUCGGACGACGGUGGGCGCUUGACCUUUGGUGGACGCGGGCUGAAUGGAGAACAGGUCCUGGUGGAUAACGAUGGCCUCCAAGAUGGUUCCCAAAGAAAGGAAGCAAGGAUCUCAGUUCUACCAGGUCUCCAUCCUGUUCGCAUCGAAUUUUUCUGGCGGCCGCCCGAAGGUGUGUCCGUGACCGUUCAGCGACCGCCUGGCAUCAAGGUGACCUACACUGGCUUUGACACGCUUGGCUAUUUGCUGUCUAUCGCACGAGACAAUGGCGGACGAAUCACCACGCAGGAUUAUGACUGUGAAGUCAGGCGGUUUUCUUGGGGCAAUGGCAUCAGUGUGAACCGGGACUGUGCCGGCAAUUGCUUCGUGGGUUUCGAAACAAACCUGGGAGAUCGUGUUUGUGACAAUGGAGAAGCUGGAACAUCGAGUCUGGAAUGUUCGCAUUACAACUUUGAUAACUGGGACUGCUCUCCGACCUUCCCACAGAAGUUAGAAACGACUCCGCGACCAUCGAUCAGCUGCCAUCAGUCCUGUCCAGUUGGGGAUUUCAGGCGGAAGAACUGUGCCACUUGCACUGCUACCACCUCCAGUGGAGAGCUUUGCAUCGAAGAAUAUGAUGACUUUUGCCCUUCUGGCAACAAGGAGGAAUGCACCUUCUUGACCUGCUGCGUUGCCAAGAUCAGUGGCUUGAACUACUGGGGAGAAGAUUGUUUGGCCUUCGGCACCGCGACGAACUGCACGGGUAAGCUCGAUGCGAUCUUAACACGAUUGCAAAUGGAGCCCCUGGCACUGGACGCUGCGGCGGUGUAUGAUCCCCUGGUGCCACGGCGACGACCCACAGGUACCAUGAUGUCAGAGUGCAGCACCAGCAAUUGCAACAUGAUCACAGAGGAGUUCAUCCUCAACCCCUUCACGGGCUACUUCACUGAUCAGCGGGUCUGUCCGGUGCAGGAGUCGACCGACCGGGGCUACGAAUGCUUCGAGGGGCCCUUUGAGCAGACGGGCGUGACGGAUGUCCUGACGCAGUGCCAGGAUGGUCGCUUUGAGUGGAACUUCUGCAAGAAUCGGAAAAGCUACGAUGGUCGACCUUUCGCUGUUUGUUGCAGCUUUCUGUUCCUCAAUCCCCAGGGCCAAGCGGAAUGUCGCUUCAUGGGAGCUGCACAAGGAACUUGUGAUACUUUGAUGGCGGAGUUGCAACGCAACUUGAGCGUGAGCGCCUUUACGCGAAUCUCCAAUGCACAGGUCUUGAAGAAUUGCUACACUGAUGCCUGCAACAACCCUGACGACGAACUCGCAGGCUGUCCGGCGGCAGUCGACAGGGAACCAGCCAUCACCGACGGCUUGAGGACCACCCUUCGGCCAACGCGGGAACAGCUCUUGGAAGGCUCCGUGGAACGACCUCCUGAGCCACCGCCCUGGGGCCUCAUAGGUGGACUACUGUCGGUGCCAUUCGCCUUGAUUUGCAUAGCGGUGCUGCUGUCCAAGUUGGGUUGUUUUAGGGAGGCCAUCGAGCCACUAUUCCACAGCUCCAAGGCUGUUGUUGUCGCCCAUGACACCUUCAUUGAACCUCAGAAGGAUUUGAUGGUCAAUGGCCUUGGCAUCGAAUCCAAGACCUACGGACGUGUGGAACCACGAGCAUUGGGUCUGCGAAAGGAGAAAGAAGACCAAGAGGUGCUCCCCUUGGCCUUGCGGCAGCGCCCGGAGAACGCCGUGCCCGAGGCGGCCAACGCCGCCUGGGUGGACGAGGUCGUGAAGGAGGCCUCCAUCCAAGAUCAAGUGCCACAGCUGAAUGGGACCAUGGUGCUCCACGGCACCACCUUCAGUGGUCAUGGCGUCCUUUGCGACCCAGAGGAGUUGGAUAUGCCGUACACGGAGAGCCAUGUGUUGGCCUUGACGUCUGGGGCACAUCACUCCCACUCCUCAGAUCGCAGCAAGAGUAUGGACGAGGUCGGAUCCCAACACCAGUCUGUGGUCAGUGGUCUCCCAAGUCUCUCGAAUACAGCUCGCAGUGCCAGAGGCGCCAAUCGAAGCACCUCGAAACUCACAUCCAUAUCUGAUAUGACUUUGAUGACGGGCCUCACUGGCGUGACCGUCACCGAACGCCCGCUCUCAUCACAAGGUCUGGAUGAUCAUGAUGUCCUACACCAAGAAGCCCUGCCAGAACCUCCGACGGAGGUUGUUUUGCCGGAGAUAGGCCAUGUUGAGGGCAGUGUGUCUGGACUGGUCCUGAACCCUGUGUCUGUGGGGAAUUUACAUCGCCCCGCAGCUGCAGCCAAGCGCCUUCGCCAGCAAGGUGCUUCGGUGCCCCGUGUGGCCACGUGAGGAGCCUCUGCCGGAUGCUGCCUGCCAAGCAGGUUAGUGAGAUCUCAAUUUAGUGAGGAAAUGAUGGAACAU
Cladocopium goreaui is the source of this 3462-nucleotide messenger RNA. The record is from the annotation of a GenBank genome assembly. NCBI's taxonomy places the organism in Eukaryota, Dinophyceae, Suessiales, Symbiodiniaceae.